Messenger RNA from Plectropomus leopardus (leopard coralgrouper), 2364 nucleotides. It is a transcript of the gene tm9sf5, whose product is annotated as transmembrane 9 superfamily protein member 5. NCBI's taxonomy places the organism in Eukaryota, Metazoa, Chordata, Actinopteri, Perciformes, Serranidae. Gene Ontology annotation, cellular component: membrane. The record is from RefSeq and is a predicted model, not a curated record. Gene Ontology annotation, biological process: protein localization to membrane.
CGCCAGACAGGUCAGCUCAGUUACUGCGUCCCGAGUAGAAAGACGUAGCCAGCUAACAGCUAGCAAACAUCCCCUUUAUUUAGAAGAAGGAAUACUCUCCUUCGACAUAAGUAUACCAAACAUUAGAAGAACCGUGUCCGCGAUAAAAUGAAGAGGCGGAUACACUUAAGUUUUGUGCUGGUUUACUCGCUAGUCUCGUAUGUCUGUUUGUGCUCGGCGUUUUAUCUUCCGGGUUUAGCACCAGUGAGUUUUUGUGAAGACGGCAAAGGCAGUGAAGAUUGCCAGACAGUGAUUCAACUGUUCGUCAAUCGCUUGGACUCAGUGGAGUCAGUCCUGCCUUACGAGUAUGAUGUAUUUGACUUUUGCAAAGAUGCCAAGGAAAUGAGGCCUUCAGAGAACCUUGGACAGGUGCUGUUUGGUGAGCGAAUUGAGUCUUCACCAUACAAGGUCAACUUCAAACAAGAUGUUAAAUGCAGCACGGUGUGCACCAAAACGUACAAGAAAGGCAGUCAGGAGGAUGCAACCAAACUGGAUUUUCUGAAGAUGGGAAUGCAGCUGAACUACCAGCACCACUGGAUCAUAGACAACAUGCCAGUGACGUGGUGCUAUGAUGUUGAAGAUGGCCAGAAGUACUGCAACCCAGGUUUCCCCAUUGGCUGCCUCGUCACCGCAGAUGGCCGAGCUAAAGAUGCUUGUGUUAUCAAUUCUGAGUUCAACAAAAAGAACACAUUUUAUGUCUUCAACCACGUGGACAUCAAGAUCACUUACCACAGUGGAACAUCAGAAGGAUGGAGAGGAGCUCGACUUGUCGCCGCCACUCUGGAGCCAAAGAGUAUCAAACAGGCAGAUGAAAAAAACCCAAGCUGUGACGGAGGCAGCCCAAUGGAGGUUCCUGGAGAGUUUGAUAGUGAUGUGUCGAUAGUUUACACCUACUCAGUUGCAUUUGAUGAAAACAAUUCUAUCAAGUGGGCCUCCAGGUGGGACUACAUCCUGGUCUCCAUGCCUCACACCAACAUCCAGUGGUUUAGCAUCAUGAACUCCUUGGUCAUCGUCCUCUUCCUGUCUGGCAUGGUCGCCAUGAUCAUGCUGAGAACUCUGCACAAGGACAUUGCAAGAUACAACCAGGUGGACCAGGCAGACUUGAUAAAGCUUCCAGCGUCCAAGGAAAAAUCCUCUGUAAACUACGAGGACGCACAGGAGGAGUCAGGGUGGAAGCAGGUGCACGGGGAUGUUUUCCGUCCCCCCAGGAAAGGCAUGCUGCUGUCUGUGUUCCUCGGACAGGGCACCCAGAUCUUCAUCAUGACCUUCAUCACUCUCUUCCUGGCCUGUCUGGGUUUCCUGUCACCCGCCAACAGAGGGGCUCUCAUGACAUGUGCUGUGGUACUAUGGGUUCUGCUGGGCCCGCCUCCUGGCUACGUGUCUGCACGCCUUUACAAAACUUUUGGAGGCGAAAAGUGGAAGACAAACGUCCUGCUGACAGCACUCUUGUGCCCAGGUAUUGUGUUUGCAGACUUUUUCCUGAUGAACCUGAUCCUUUGGGUGGAGGGCUCCUCAGCAGCAAUCCCCUUUGGCACUCUGGUGGCCAUUUUGGCUCUGUGGUUUGGAAUCUCCGUGCCCCUCACCUUCGUUGGUGCCUACUUUGGAUUCAAGAAACCUGCAAUUGAACAACCAGUGCGAACAAACCAAAUCCCCCGUCAAAUCCCUGAGCAGUCAUUCUUUACGAAGCCUAUCCCUGGUAUCGUAAUGGGCGGCAUCCUGCCCUUCGGCUGCAUCUUCAUACAGCUUUUCUUUAUUCUCAACAGCAUUUGGUCUCAUCAGAUGUACUACAUGUUUGGAUUCCUGUUUCUGGUUUUCAUUAUUCUACUCAUCACAUGCUCCGAGGCCACAAUCCUGCUCUGCUACUUCCACCUGUGUGCUGAGGACUACCAUUGGUGGUGGCGUUCCUUCCUGACCAGCGGUUUCACAGCGGUCUAUCUAUUCAUCUACGCCGUGCAUUACUUCUUCUCAAAGCUGCAAAUAAUCGGAGCUGCCAGCACCAUCCUCUACUUUGGAUACACCAUGAUUAUGGUCCUUAUCUUCUUCCUCUUCACAGGUACAAUUGGCUUCUUCGCCUGCUUCUGGUUUGUAAAUAAGAUCUACAGUGUGGUCAAGGUGGACUAGAGGACUGAGGGAAAGACUGACUCCUUCCUGUCGCAGCGCUGGCCUCACGGUGCUGGCCGCGCGAUAAAGUGGUCUGAAUGGCCCUGAACUGAAACCAUCACUUAUCAUAGAAAAGACCCGAAGAGCAGAGCCCGUCCUCUUUUGUGCUUUAAACCUAUGUUGCUAUUGUUUUGUUUUCUUUUUUUAAAAAAUAUAUAUAAUUUU